AAAAGUCAAUUUGAAAAAAAUAACACGAGGCCAACAAUAUUGAUAUCCACAAGUAGCUAACACUUCCAGGAAUUACGCCCCGCCCAUUUGUCGCCAGACGAGUGCGCCUGGGCCGAUCGACAGGUAGUCGAAGUUCGAUCGUCGCUACUUACGCACGUAACUGUUCUCGGCGCUACCAUUGCAACGGUUUUUAUAAAGUGAAUGUUUAAUUUUCAAAGUGAGUUAUUACAGUAAUUGUGAUGGAUUCUCAAACUUCAGGGUCUUCUAGUGCCUCUGGCUUUAAAGUAGUUACUCGGAAGUACUUGUUCGACCAGAUGCAAAGUCAAGAUUUACCAAAUUUCGGUGAAAAACUGGACUAUUUGGAAAAUAAUCUGCUGGAGUGUUAUGGAGUUACUGAAGAGAGUAAAAAGACUCUGAAGCAUAAUUUUUCCUACAUAAAAUCUCAAAUGAAACAAAGGUGGUUGAAAGCACACAAAGUAGAAGAAGUUUUUUUAAAAAAUAACCAGUCCUGGUUAGAGGGCACUUUUGAAAUUCCUAUUGAAACGCCUCGCCAAGGCCGACCUUGCAAAUCCUUUGCGGAUUCAAGUGAACGUAGCAAGAGGAGAAAGACUGAGGAAAUACGUUCGUCUACAGAACCAGAGGUCAUUGUACAUGCCGCACAAGUAGUUUUGCAAAAGGAUGGCAAAAGGGAUGCCUCGACAGUUCUCAAAGACGUUACGAAAUCGCCGACCCGGGCUAGUAAAUAUAGGAAAGCCUAUUCCAAGGCGAGUGAUAUGAUCGCUCCUUUGACCCCAUUUCAGACCCUGAAAAUGUUUGUAGAAGCCGAUCUCACUCGGCGGCAGUAUGAAAUAAUAAGGGCAACAAACAAAAGGCAUUAUCCUUGCUAUGAUUUAUUGUUGAAAGCAAAACAAGAAUGCUAUCCACCAAAAAGUGCUUUACGGGUAACGGCUACUUGUGCAGAAAUGGAUUUACAAAGCCUUAUAAACCAUACUGUUAUGCGCUUAUCGAUAUUCCUGGAAGAAGUGUUAGUAACACUGAAUGACAAUGAACGGGAGUCAUUAACGUUAAUUUGCAAAUGGGGAUGUGACGGCUCCCAACAAUCACGGUUUAAACAGAAAUUCACAGAUGAUGCCGACUCUGAUGCCAACAUAUUUAUAAGCUCUUUUGUGCCUUUGAAAAUUGUUUGUGGAGAAAACAAUGAAAAGACUGUUUGGCAAAAUCCCACGCCUUCUUCUCCACGAUUUUGCCGCCCUAUAAGAUUCCGAUUUAUUAAGGAAUCUACAGAUAUAACAAAAGAGGAAAUCAGUUAUGUGGAAAAUGCCACCAAGUCCCUGACGCCCACUACAGUGAAUUUAGAUGGUGGCGAAUUUAAGUUUAGGCAUAUCAUGAAAAUGACGAUGAUUGACGGAAAAAUUUGCAAUGCAGCAACAAACACAACAUCCACAAGUCGAUGCUAUAUCUGUGGGGCUACUUCAAAGGACUUCAAUGACCUCAGUAAAAGAAAUGAGUCAAGCCCCGAAGCGUUGGAUUUCGGAAUUUCGGUUUUAGAUGCCAGGAUACGGCUUUUUGAAAGCAUAUUGCACCUGGCAUAUAAAUUACCUGUCAAGAAAUACAGAGAAAGGAGAACCCCGGAAGAAAAGCUGUUAGAGCAGAAUAAAAAGAAGGAUAUCCAAGAAAGGUUCCGGACAGAAACUGGUCUCUUAGUAGACAUGCCAAAGGCAAAUUUCGGAAAUACAAAUGAUGGCAAUACCAGCAGACGUUUUUUCGAGGACACCGAGUUGGCGGCUGAGAUAACGGGUAUAAACCAUGAACUGAUUCAUAGACUUAAAGUCAUAAUAGAAGCUAUUUCUUGUGGCUAUAACAUUGAUGUAGCUAAAUACGACAGCUAUGCUUUGGACACAGCAAAGUUAUAUGUGGAGCAAUACGGCUGGCACCCUAUGACACCAACCAUGCACAAGAUUUUGAUUCACGGUGCCAGCAUUAUUCAAAAGGCUUUGUUGCCAAUAGGGCAAUUAUCGGAAGAAGCAGCAGAGGCACGAAAUAAACAUUUUCGGUCCUAUCGGCAAAACUUUUCAAGGAAGUUUUCAAGAGAGGUGUGUAACCUUGAUAUAUAUCAAAGGUUGCUAUUAACAUCCGAUCCUCUUUUAAGCAGUAUGAGGACUGUCAAAAGAAUUUCUCAAAAAUCGUUCUUAAAAGAAACGAUAGCUCUGCUUGUGUCUGCUGAACCGAACGAAGAGAUAGAUCAAGAAAACUCAGACACAGAUCAGGAAACAUGA
Molecule: messenger RNA, 2276 nt
Organism: Colias croceus (clouded yellow)
Lineage: Eukaryota; Metazoa; Arthropoda; Insecta; Lepidoptera; Pieridae
Exons: 2
Coding region: 240-2276 (678 amino acids)
Source: RefSeq, a predicted model, not a curated record